Messenger RNA from Dermacentor silvarum, 8318 nucleotides. RefSeq names its product fibroblast growth factor 9. The coding region runs from base 46 to 810 and encodes 254 amino acids. Lineage: Eukaryota; Metazoa; Arthropoda; Arachnida; Ixodida; Ixodidae. Gene Ontology annotation, cellular component: cytoplasm. Gene Ontology annotation, molecular function: growth factor activity; fibroblast growth factor receptor binding. The record is from RefSeq and is a predicted model, not a curated record. The transcript has 3 exons. Gene Ontology annotation, biological process: animal organ morphogenesis; positive regulation of protein phosphorylation; positive regulation of gene expression.
GGCUGUCAGGCUGUGCAGUGCUCCGCGGUGCCGCGAUGAUCAUGCAUGCCGCUGCCGGGAUGCCGGAACCUGGUCGUGGUGCUCCUCGCGAUGCUCCUUCUCCUCAUGGUCGCCGCCUCGCCGAAGGCGCGCGCUGCUCCGGCGGCGGCGUCGUCGCGCGGCGUCGACGCCAGCGCCGAAGAUGCCGACGACAACGCGAGCAGCAGCGACAGCUCUCAGGAGACGACGGUGCGCCGGCUGCGACACGGACGGGCGCGUGCCGCCGCCGCGAUCGCUGCUAGUGCGGACGUCGAUGAACUGGGCGAAGGCUCCUCCUCGUCCGAGGAGCAGGACAGUGCUGGUGGUGGGAUGGUGGCCGACGACCCGAACGACGCCAACGAGGCCGUCAAGCACCCGCGCGGCACCAGCCGCUACCUGCAGCUCUACUGCCGCACCGGAUACAACCUGGUCAUCCACGCCAACGGGAAGGUCAACGGGACCAGGGAGGACCGGAACCGAUACGCCGUCCUGGAGAUGAACGCGGUGGCUGUGAAGCUGUACAGUAUUCGCGGAGUCGCCAGCAAACGCUACCUCUGCAUGAACCGCAAGGGACAGCUCUCUGGACAGAAGCGGCGCUCGGAGAAGUGCAUCUUCCAGCUGACCGAGCUGGCCAACUCGUACACCACCUUCUCGUCGAUGCGCUACUCGCGCGGCACCCGCUGGCGGUGGUACCUGUCCAUCGGCAAGAACGGACACGUCAAGAGGGGUCGCCGGCCGCGACAGAAGGGCACCAAUUUCCUGCCCAGAAGCGUCAAAGACUUCAAGCCCUGAGUCCCGAAGACGAGGAGCCGCGGGUCGUCAUCCUGCGUUACACUGAGCAGCCCAGCAGUCGUCGUUCUCUCUCCCAAAACUCCCGAGGCCUCCCCGCCGACGGCGGGACAGUCGUUGCGACUGUUGCCCCGUGCCGCGUGGCACACAACAUCGCCGGUGACAGCACCAGAGUGAUGAAAAACCGGUCCCACCGGACUAACACUGCUGCAGUGCCGUUGCUUGCGUCUCCAAGAUCGACAACGACAUACUUCGACAUUGCGCGCCGUCUAAUGGGUUCCAGCGACCUGCAGGAUCGCCGCUGACUGGCCGCCUUCCACCAGUGGUCGCCGUGUCUUCCUGCGCUGCUUGUGCGUUCUACGGCAGUGCUUUCUACAAGAUUGCUGCCUGAUCCCGCGCAUGUUCUUCAACGCAGGUUCUUUUCUUCAUUUUGCUAGCACAAGAACUGCAGUCGUGCGCUUCACACUUCACCGCUUUGUUCUCUCGCUGUGCGCUUACUGGCGCACGAUAAUAUCGUUGACGAACGCCGAAACGAAUGCACUGCUGCAGCUCUUGUUCUAGUACGAAGGAAAAAAACGCAGUGGAAGGCGCUCCAUAUGAUCAAGUGGCUCCUAGAAACUUUUGUGUCCCUACGAAGCUGCUUCGUUCGUAUAUGCCGAAUGCAUGUGGUUUUGGUUUACCGGUGUCCUCUGGAACUGCUAUGAACAAAAUCUAGGCAAGUGUCCGGCAUCGAACCAUAACAGCGAAAACUGACUGCACACUUUAUUUGUUAUUACGUUGUGAGUUUGUGUUCGGUUUGCAAAAGGCAACGAAUGUUCGCAAUGUCGUCGAAAUUAUAUCAAUGCGAACAAGGUCAUGGUCCUAGUUUGGAGAAUACAUUUGGCUUCUAAAUGUUCACAUCCGAAAAGCAUGUGGACGGCCUGCUUUGUCUGUGUAACUUAUUUUGCUCUCUAGAUAAAGUAAAAAAAAAGAAAAAAAAUCUGCAAUGAAUGACACUUUGUUUGUUGGUGGGCGCUAAAUGCUUGUGUGCACUUCGACGAGUGCGGGAGCAAUAUACUGGGACGCACAUGCUGUUUGGCUUGCUGGAUUCAACGCCCUGUUGACGUCUGGACUGUAUGCACCCAUCUACGACCCUUGGAGACCAUCGCAACGUGGAGUAGACCGUGUAUGCUUGUGGAACGAACUAUAAGGCUGUGUUAUCUCGAGUUGCUACAGUAUCGCGUAUGUGCAUGUCUUUAUGUGAAGCACGCAAAUCUGCUCGCAGUCAUGAAAGAAGACGUUGGUGACCCCACAAGGGUCGUAUUGUUUGCUCGAGGAGUUGUGACAACGGGCCGAUGUAAUGCGCACAACCCAAGCGUGCGUUUUGUGAUGUUUAUGCUAGCUUCGCAACACUGACCUACGCGAAGAUCUACAUUUUUUUCCGCAAAAGAAGGAGUGCUUUUCACGUGACGUCAGGCGAGCCGGGUGGUGUGCCAUUCUCAACGUCAGUGCUCUCUCGUAACGGCGACGCGAUGUGAGGACAGUUCGCUUAUUGCGUCCUCACACGUGAUCCCGCACAAACAAGAGGGCGCGCAGAGUCAUUCGGUAUUAGAGUCCCUUCACAUGAGAGCCAUAUACAGGAACAUUAUUCGGUAUCGUGCCUGUGUGCAUGCAGUGGUCUACCACGGGUUUCGCUCUGUCGUCCGUGAUCACUCCCUCGUAAAGCCUGUGCGGUCCCGCUUAAUGUGGUCGUCUCGCUGCAGGCAUCCGUACUGAGCUGCUACUAGCCAUGUAUUUUGAUUGUUUUCUACUGCCAUAGCUAGAAAUAGUAGCUUGAGCACUGUAAUGUGUGUUUUGUACAUACCGGUUGAGAGGCACGCCUUAUGACGAAUCACGAAGUGGCGUCUAAAGUGGGUUUUGUUGGUGUUCAGAUCCCGUCUUUUUUUUUUUUUUUUCGAUGUGUUCGUGUAUGGGGUCUACGUUAGAACGUUUCUCGCAUUUCUGUUCCUUUCGACGUUCCUGUGCGAAGUAAGGUGCAGGAGCACUGGCGCUAGCAAGAGUUCAAAAGAUCUGAAAGACGAAAAGCACACGAUUGUUUAUAUAUUACGCGGGGCAUCAACACUCCAAGCCUUGCCCUUCUGUUUUCUUUUUUUUUAUCUCUUUUUUUUCAGUUAAGCAAGGGAACGACCUUCCUCUUAUAUGCGCUGUGUAAAUGUUUUGAGAAUUGUAGUAAGGCUCCAACAUGUAUCAUUUACUAAUUGAGAGUUUAAAACAACUACGCCCUUACGUGCUCACUCGAUAACCUUCCUAAAUUAAAACCUUACUUAUUCCUCGUUAUCUGUUAUUCCCCAGUUGAGUAGAGGUUCCCCGAUCGGAAAUUAAUGUACGUGGUCCAGUACGACGGGACAGUUUUCGCGACAAAUAUUUAUCAGCUCCGGUACACUGAUCCCGGCUCCACGCAUCUUUGAUAUGUUCAACGAUUCGACGGUUGUUUUACGCUAUUUAUUAUGUGCUCAUUCCUUGCAUCGGAAACCUGUGUCUAAUUACUAUUCUGAGUCCGGAAGCGACUUACUUGUUCCGCAAUUGUUUGUCCCGAGUUUCACUCGGUAAGCGUCCGAAGUAACGUCGCCCGAUAAAUCUUCAUCCCCUUUCCCCAAAAAACUAUUUUCUUCAACUAAACUAAAGAUGCUUCCACAAAUGCCUUUUGUACUCGUUAUUUAUUAUUAUCAUUUCACUGGCAGCAUUGCCUUUAAGAUGAAAAAAAAAAAGCAUCCGCUGCCUUCCCUCAUUUUUCUAAUGUAUUGUUUGUCAUACAACGAAAAAAAAAAUGUAUUUAUCGCAUCGCUUGCCAGGCGAUGAACACGUUCCUAACCAAAGGCUCCGACACUUUAUCUCAGCAAAGUAGCAGCACGUCGCACGCAUCAAAUUACAAGGACAACUUCCCUACAAAUUAUUUAUUCGCUGGCUUUUCGUAAGCAGUGCACUGAACGUAAAAUUUGAAUUCUUUAAUGUGUCAGAGAAACCAUUCGAUUAGAUUCUUCGUAAAGCCUAUGAAAGGUAUAGGCAUGCAAGCUAAUCUUUUCUUCCAUUUCCUAUAGUUAACCUUCUUAACUAUACUCUCUAGGCUUCAUCUAUAUUUUCUAUACGCGGGCACUAGCAACGACAAAGCUAUUGCAAGUAUAGAGGCAUUUAGAAAGUCCCCAGCCGAGGGACGUCGCAUGCAGUCAAUCCUUACCUACCUCACUAGCUUGUGUCGGCCUUGUUAAUCUAUUACUGUGCUGUGCCUAGUAUAGCAGUUCUUGCGACGGGCGUUUGCUGCCUAGAGCCCCAGACGUGCUCUGUAGCACCGAGUCUUGUCCCUCCCGUCUUGGAGUAAGCGAAGUAGCUCGUUACUUUACCGCGAAGCGCAAAUGCAUUUCAACUCACUUCGUACUCAGGACUUAACUCGGCAGCCGUAGUUUUUUUUUUUUUUUUUUUAACCAUGAUCCGAGGUAUACAAGGCAGCUUUGAGAGCGAUACAUCUUGAAGCACGCUGCUGCUGAAGGAAAGAGAAAUUUAAACUCAAGGAGAGGCAAGCAAGCACACUAUACAUCAUGCAGAUGAGAGGAACACGUACGAAUAGUAUUAUCAGCAGCGCAGUGUCAAAACGCAUAGCACAGACAAUUUGGAUGGAAACGAACGAGCAUACUGAAGGCUGGAAGACAUAAACGAUAGCUGUAAUUUUACUUAAGCGUCAGAGGACAACUAAUGAAGACGUUCGUCCCUAAAUCAAAGCCUUCUCUUUGUUCUUUCUGGUAUUGAAAAAGUGCAGACGCUCAGUGAAAUUUUAGGUGUGUUCGUCGUCCUUGGGUGCGAUAGCCGCAUUGCGCUGGAGUUUCCCAGGCAACAGGAAUACGCACAGAGCCGCCGAAAAAAAAGUUAAUGUGGUAAUUGUAAUUCUGAGAGGAACAGAAAAUUAAGCGCGAUGACAUCUUCCAACUCAUCGCGAUAAGAAAACAGAUGUUGGAUGCAGAUUUCUUGCUGAAAGUGUAGCAGAAAACGUCGUCAAAGAUGAUUGUGAAACGUCGGAAGUUCGGAACUGAAUGUGUUAAAAUAAAACGAACUUGCGCCGGUAUACGAAGCUCUGCUGUCAAAUCACCCUUUUGCAAUAAACUUCCUCAGCCUCCGAUGCCGUCUUUCCUUACGUGUAAAAGGCCCUAAAUGCCGCUAUACACGCUUUGCCUAUUCUGUCCCUCAAAAGUUGCAGUGACGUUAUUGACAGUCUUGACGACGCGCAGUUAUAACGUCACAACGAAGAGAAUAAGAGUAAAGAACGAAUCACGAGAUUCGCCAACAACAUACACGAUGAUCAGCGGGAGCUGUCGCAGUUUUGAUGGACUUAAACGUGUUCAUGGUGUACCUAGCUCAUAAAAAAAAUGCUUUCACAGGAAAAAGCAUAAAUGAUAUGCUUACUUAUUUAAGAUUUGAAGGCGACAAGCGUCCUCUGGCUUUAAUUUGAUAGUAGCGCAAGCAAUUUAUUUGCAGACGUGCCACUUCUGGCUGGUAUGAAUCUGCGAGCAAUACUCAGGUAACGUCAUCGCAUCUUUUUUUCCCACACAUUUUACUCCAUGCACGAAUCGCGACGCGUAUUUAAUACCCUAAUAAUCGAGCUUGCAUCCUUUCAUUAGCCAUGAGCCUUUCGAAUCUUACUGCCAUUUUUUGCGUUCUUCAGUGAGUGCAGCUUAGUUCUGUUGCUUUGUAAAUGUUCUGAACGUGUUUGACAAGUUUGUGAGCGCGAGUAAGCCAGUUUUAUGCGAGUGCAAUGUGAAAUGUACAGUGAAAAAAGAAAAUCGCACAAUGAAUGUAACAAGAUGCUAAACAGAAACCCUGAAUCAAAUCACACUGAUAAAGCAUUCCUUGAAAAGUGUACUUUUGUUCAUUUCGCCGUGAAAAGUUCGUUAUUAGAAGAUGAAAUGAAGGCCAAACUUCCAUUUCUUGAAUUAUGCGCCCCAACUCCAGCGCAGGUACGUCACUGUGACGGUCACGUUUCUCAAAGUAUUUUCACGUAUUUGGGUCGUUGUAACACAGUGAAUGUUCUCGAAACUUGCUCACAGACCUUUGGCGCUUUCAGAAUACAAUGAAGUGCAUCUUUACAGUUAACAAAAUAAUGACUAGGCUCGAGCAGACGCCAUAAAAAUCAAUGACGUCACUGCGAACUAGUGCGGAAACUUCAAGCCGGCGUCGCCACCCGCCUUUCGUGUUCUAUCUUAUACCUAAGCCUGAUCUAACCCUCUGAGCGGCUUUGUUGGUAUUAUAGAAAGAUGAAUGACUAAUAAAGCUCAACGUUAUAUUUGUCUAUUUAGAGUCCCUUUAACACAUCAUGAAGAUUAAACCUUCUCUUUGGGUCUACCAUUCGAAUUUUGGCUGUGGUAUAGUGAGCGCCGUGUACGCGUAUGUGUUCAAGCGAACAAAUCGUCGUAGCUUUGUCGGCAGUAAAAGCUGGCUAUUCAGCGGACCAAUACCGGAAGGCGGACGGAAAUCACACGUUCGGAAAUGUGUGUCAUUCCUGAAAAACCUGACUAAAAAUGUACCAAACCACAGAAGGCGCUAAAAAUGUACCAAACCACAGAAGGCGCUUAGAAUCGAAUCGUAAUACUGUCGAACGCCUUUUUAAUUAUGUGCUUGGGGCCUCCCAAAGUAUUCGUUAUAUAGGUCACUUCGUUGUAAAGGUCGCGCACUGCAGCUCACAAUAGAGGCGGAAUGGAAUUAUUCCUUCGUUAUGCAGGUCAUUUCGUUGCAGAAGCGUUCUUGUUGAGCUGCUUGACUGUACACAGUACUGAUCGUUUCAACGAACGACAAUGCCUGCCGAAGCUUGGCGAGAACAGAAGAUUCAUGCUGUUGGCAUUCGAUGGUGAGCUUGGCAGCAUACUGGCUGAGUUGUAAAUAUUACGUGAAGCGAUCAAUUGAAAGUAAAGUGCACGGUACGUGACUGAAAGAACUUUAUUAUGCGAAGUGUGCUUUAGGAAAAGCUAUAGAACAUGAGUGUCAUAGGCUGGAAAUGCGAUUGAUAUGUAUUUUGAGAAUUUUACAACUGAGGGGCUUCCGAUAAACAAGUGAUGAGCGUGUGUGAGAGGGAACGUGUCAGUGCAGACUUUGUCACGUUUUGCACGGUCCCUCGCAGGUGGGUGACAUUGGUGCGUUAGUUUUGUACGGUUUUGUCCUCGCUCGACUCCAUCGACAACGUACGUUCUUUAGGUCAAUAAAUCUACGUCGGGAGCACUCUCUCUAGACGCUCCAGCUCGAAAAAUGUCAAAAACGUGCACCGUGCUAUCGUGACGAAGGCCGCAGUGACAAACUGUACAGCGCAUUUAAAGAGAUGGCUAUGCAGCCUCGCAGCGAAGACCUGCAACCAACGACGGAUAUGUGAAGCGUGGUUUUUCACUUUUGUACUUUUAUACUUUUCUACCGGCUCGUUGCUGUAGUCGCUGUUGGUGCUAGCACAGAACCAGUACCCGCACCAGAAGUACACAGUUGAACGUACGCCAUGGAUAGGCUACUCCUAAAAGCAGAUGUUGAUUCUUUGAGACUUCUGCUCGGACAGAAUUACGAAGCGGAAUACAGACAAGGCGUGUCACCGGCCGUGAGCGAGAAUUACACGCUAGUUGUGCGCAGCAGCAAACUUUUCACAGUCACGUGAUCGCGAUAUAAGGAUGUUUUUCUUUUUUUUUUUUUUUUCUUUCCUGUUGUACGCAAGUUAUACGCUCGGGCGCUGCCAUAAUAACGGCUUCGUCCCAAUUUCUCGUCGUGCACUCAUAUCUAGGCUCAUAGCUUUAAGUGUAGAUAGUCUAUAUACAUAUACCAAACUCGCUCAUCAAAUGUAAAGCAUGCACAUGUCUUGUACAUAUACUAGUUCUUGUUUCAUAUAUGGUUCCCACGUGUUGUUUUCUUCUCGCAUUUUACAUUGAAGGUUGCCGCCUUUCUCACUCAAGAAAGAAAGACGCACACGUACAAUGUGUCGUCGAUGCUAUCGUUUGUCAAAGACACAAAUUUUUCGUGCAUUGGGGAGGGAAAUCGAUUUUUACGGGUACGCAUCCGUCCCGCAUUCCGAUGCAUCAGACAUCGGUGUGUGGACAUUGAAAUGUGUCACCGAACUCUUAUUUAAAGGCCGCAUUCGCAAGCCCCAGAAUCGAAAGCAGUUUGGAGCAUCCGAAUGGCGGUGAAAAUAAUAUUCAUAUACCAAAAAAGGACGGCAGACUUCGACAAAAAAAAAAAAAAAUCGUUACGAAAUUGCCACUUAAGCACGUCCCCCCUCUCCCCACCUCUUUUUCCCCCGCAUCAAGCGCAGAGUGGUAUAGGUGUUACUGUAGCAUAGAUGUGCAUAUAGUGAUGCAUCAGAUUUUUUUUAUUCAUUUAUAUUGUGUUCACAUAAUGAUAUAAUAGUAUUGUAUGAAAUUUGUGUUCUUUGUCCUUGUGUACAAGACGUGCUGUAGAACUCUUGAAAGCCUUGCAGUGGAAACUUCUACGAAAUAAACAUCUCUUCUUUCGCAACUGCA